Pogoniulus pusillus (Red-fronted tinkerbird) is the source of this 2342-nucleotide messenger RNA. It is a transcript of the gene GTF2A1L, whose product is annotated as general transcription factor IIA subunit 1 like. Gene Ontology annotation, cellular component: transcription factor TFIIA complex. Lineage: Eukaryota; Metazoa; Chordata; Aves; Piciformes; Lybiidae. The transcript has 9 exons. The record is from RefSeq and is a predicted model, not a curated record. Gene Ontology annotation, biological process: transcription by RNA polymerase II; transcription initiation at RNA polymerase II promoter. Bases 61 to 1545 code for a protein of 494 amino acids.
GCCGGCAGCCCGCGGGCGCCUUAAGGUGCGCGGGCGGCUGAGGCUGCGGCCGGUGGAGCCAUGGCUCACGGUAGCGCCCUGCUUAAAUUCUACAAGUCCAUAAUUGAAGAUGUGAUUGAAGGUGUGCGGGAGCUGUUUGCAGAAGAGGGUUUAGAUGAACAGGUUCUGAAGGACUUGAAGCAGCUUUGGGAAACCAAGGUGAUGCAGUCUAAAGCAACAGAAGGCUUCUUCAGACACAGCCACCGUUCUCAACAGUUCACCAUGCAGUUGCCACACAAUUUUCACCGCAUUCUGCAGACUUCAGCAGCUUCUUUAAUCAUCCCGACUGGCAGAGGUUUUCAGCCUUUCACAGCAGCAGACCUGGGUACUUCACAAGUAGGUGCAACUCUUGCUCUACCUCCGAGUAUUGCUUAUCCUAUCCAUGUGCCAACUGGAGUGACACUGCAGACAGCAUCUGGGCAGCUUUACAAGGUAAAUGUGCCUGUUAUGGUUGCACAGGCCUCAGGAGAUGGAAGUGUUCUCCAUCCUGUUCAGCAGUUGUUUCAGCCCCUUGGGCAGCCCUCCGUUCUGCAAGCUAACACUGCCAGCCUUGCACAGGUGAAUGCAGCUUCUGCCCAGGCAGCUGCUGAACCUUUGCAACACAAGGAGACUGCUGUCCAACAGACUGUGGUCUUUCAGCCGAGUGUCAUGGAGAAGAACCACCUGGAGAACUCUGCCAGUGCUUCUUUGGUCCAGCAGCCUCCUGCGAGUCAGCAGCAACUUGCAGCCAAUGUGACAUUGAAUCAAUGCACAGACUUAACAGGAGAACCAGCCCAGCAGGCCAAUCUUCACACAGCUGUGUUUACUCCAGAAUCCUCUGAAGGCUUUGCUUCUGCUGAAUCCUUGGCAGACGACUCAGGCAGUGUACUGCAGGAUGUAGAGGGACAGUUAGAAGUCAGGCCUCAGGAGCUGGCACAACAGCAGGUGUCUGAUGAUAUCAUUGACCUGAUUAUCAUGGGCAAAGAUGUGGAUGAUGGCACACUUCUGAAGUGCCAGGACAGCACUGUGUCGUCUGGCAAGAUGGCACCUACUGAGCAGAUGGAAUCUAAUUUGCAGUCAGAGAAGGAUAUCUGCAGUGACAUUGAAGGCAUAAUUCAGCUGGAUGGGACUGGUGAUGUUUCUCCCAAGGAAGAAAUACCACAUAAGGACAGGGAAGAGAAUUUAUUUGUUGGCAUUAAUGAAUCGGAGGAUCUAAAAGUCCUGGAGGAUAAUGAAGACAAUGAUGAAGAAUGUGACAGUGUUUCAAGCACAGAGUCUAGCAGCACUGGUGGUGAUGAAGAAGAGCUCCAAGCAGAUAUAGUUGAGGAGGACCCCUUAAAUUCUGAUGAUGAUGUCAGUGAACAAGAUACUCCAGACUUGUUUGACACUGACAACGUGAUAGUCUGCCAAUAUGACAAGAUACAACGAAGCAAGAACAAAUGGAAAUUCUUCUUAAAGGAUGGAGUGAUGGCCUUUGAAGGUAAAGAACAUGUUUUUGCCAAAGCUGUUGGAGAUGCAGAGUGGUGAAACUCCACUGAAGUAUGAAAGCUGUGGCAUUGGUCCCUUGUGAACUUUCUGUGAAACAAGUAGAGUUUUGGUUUUUUUUGCUAUAAAAACCCCAACAACCAACCACACAAACCAAUAAACCAACAAAGCUGUGCUAAAAAUAGGCAAAAUCAGCAGUGUUGAGCUAUGCAGGUGAAGAUGCUGUAGUGUUAGUUACUCAGAUGGGGUUUUUUUUGCUGCUCUUUUCUGAUUCUUUUCAGUACUUUUCUAGCCAGGAACCAUCCCUGGAAUGAAUAGCUUUGAAGAGUGAACUGUUGAAUCUGUUAGUAAUUCCAGAAAGUUUUUGGAUUACUAAGCCAAUUUCAGUUCUGUUGGGUUUCUUUCAGCUUUUUCAAGUAAGUGCUGAAGGAUGACUUACUUGAAGUAUAAAACAAUGCAGUUGUUAGAGCAACAUCUGUGUGAGUCUGAGACCUGUGUACUUCUUUCUCUUUCUUUCCUCCCUGUUUUGUUGUUGCUUUGUUGGUUUUUGACUUCAGCUUAAAGACAGGUACUUCAGUUGCAAGGCAGGAAAUGAGGGUGGAAGAAGACCCUUGAGCUUUCAAUACAUGAAAAUUAGUAUUGUUUAUUCUAUACCCUCCUUGUCUGCUGAGAUGCAGUGAGUAGUGUGAUUUAACAUGAAAACCUGGUUUAACUUCACUGGCACUGCAGUCAUUUAAGUUUGCUGCUGUGCAAACCCAGUACAUCCUAGGACUACAGACCAGUAAGCUGUGAGCUGUGCACAAUAAUAAAAUGCCAUCUCAGACAUUUCCAGCACAGAA